Suillus clintonianus is the source of this 1490-nucleotide messenger RNA. RefSeq names its product acid protease. The record is from RefSeq and is a predicted model, not a curated record. The coding region runs from base 140 to 1399 and encodes 419 amino acids. Gene Ontology annotation, molecular function: aspartic-type endopeptidase activity. The transcript is spliced from 8 exons. NCBI's taxonomy places the organism in Eukaryota, Fungi, Basidiomycota, Agaricomycetes, Boletales, Suillaceae. Gene Ontology annotation, biological process: proteolysis.
CGAGUCCAUUGGUCCAAACUGAAAGCUUGCAUUCAUGAUCAGACGUGAUGACGAUGGCUUCUUCGACACGCACAUUAAAACCUGGGCUCGUCGCCCAUUCCUCUCUUACCUUCCACCAACAACCUGACACACCUACAAGAUGAAGUUUACUACUACUGCCACCAUCUGUGCACUUUUCGUCGAAGCAGUUGUCGGGUCAGCCACUCCUCCAUCUAGCGCUCGUUCUAACAUAGGCCGCACACAUCGCAUUGCCCUUAACUCAAGACUAUCCGCUGCUAACGGCUCCAAAGUCUUCGAUUCGAGGACUGUGCGGGAACAGCUGCAAUUUGUAUCUCGUAAGUACAGCGCCACUAUGGGGGCUUACGAACGGAACACUGGGUCUCGCCAUCCGCUGAAUGGUCGCUAUAACGCUCGCUCGGUGGCAAAGCGGACCACGAAUGGAAACGUGUCCCUUACGAACUACGAUGCAGACCUUUGGUACGGCGAUAUCGAGGUGGGCACGCCCCCUCAAACGUUCACAAUGUUAUUCGACACUGGCAGUUCAGACCUCUUUCUUCCAUCUAUCCAAUGCGAUGUAAGCUGUGAUGGACAUACGCAAUAUGACCCUGCUGCCUCGUCGUCUUCCAAAGAUACUGGUCAGCCGUUCAGACAGCAGGCGGAAUACGUAGAUGACGUUUUUGUUGGGGGUUACGAAGCCGAUGAUCAGACUAUCGGCGCCGCAUACGCAUAUUCGCCAGAGUUCAGCAAGGACGAUUUUCCUCCUGACGGUCUCUCCGGUUUGGGAUUCCCCGAAAUCUCGGAGUUCGAGGGAUCUCCACUCUUCCAGACGCUCUAUGAAAGCGGGCAACUGCCACAAGGCGUCAUUGGGUUCAAGCUGUCUACUACUCCAGGAGCUAGCGAAAUGCUCAUCGGAGGAACAAAUACCAGCCUAUACCGCUCCGACACGCUUACGUAUAUUCCUGUGACGCAGAAAGGUUACUGGCAGGUAGUGAUGGAUGGCAUUUCGAGGUUGGGACAGGAUGUCAUCGAGUCGCACGCCGCUCCUGCGAUCAUCGACACCGGGACCACUCUCGUCAUCACGUCUGAUGCAAUCGCACAAGCUUACUACGCGAACAUACCCGGAGCCACAGCCCACACGGAAGGCGAGGACACAUACUGGACAAUUCCAUGCAAUAUCAUCAAUUCCACCGUUCCUACAUUCAUAUUUGGCGGACAUGCCUUCCCAGUUUCUCCGCAGACGUUCAAUCUUGGGCCAGACAUUCUUUCGAGUGACUGCUUAGCUGGGAUCGCUGCAUCUUCAGAAAUGGAUUUCACGAUCGUCGGCGACGUCUUUCUCCAGAACACGUAUUCGGUAUUUGAUUACAGAAAUACGAGGGUAGGAUUUGCAGAACUUGUUUGAUAUAACUGUUGGAUGAAUACCUGAAGUGCAUGUAUACCUUUUUUCGUACUACGGACCUCGAAUCUUGAAGCUUGACCGUUAUGCAUAGCCG